Molecule: messenger RNA, 1719 nt
Organism: Danio rerio (zebrafish)
Lineage: Eukaryota; Metazoa; Chordata; Actinopteri; Cypriniformes; Danionidae
Gene: serpinf2b
Product: serpin peptidase inhibitor, clade F (alpha-2 antiplasmin, pigment epithelium derived factor), member 2b
Biological process (GO): negative regulation of fibrinolysis
Cellular component (GO): extracellular region
Molecular function (GO): serine-type endopeptidase inhibitor activity
Source: RefSeq, marked provisional
GGAGAUUUGCACGACUAACUUCUAGAACAUGAACUUGUGUUUUCUGGCAUUCCUCCUCCUUUGUUACUCCAAGCAAGGCUGGACGGACGAUGUGACUGAUCCAGAGGAUGGAGUGGAUCCUGUAAUUCCUCUCAUUCCACUGACUCCAAGUAAACCCAUAUCAGAUUUGAAGGCCACUCUUGACCCCACUGUAACAGAAGAACUCACAGUUAAUCCAGAUGGCCUGGAAGCAGAUCCUCCAACACCAGGUCCCUCUAGUGGGCAGAAAGAGGGAUCGUCGGAGGAAGAGCUUGAUACCCUUUGUGAUGGGGACAUGACAGGCAAACAGAUAAAACGGACCAUAGGCAACGGCAUUAUGAAGCUUGGCCUUUUGUUCCUGGAAAACUUGAAGCCUAGUCCAGAUCAACCUAAUGUCAUCUUUUCUCCUCUUAGCUUGUCGGUAGCACUCUCACAGCUAGCACUGGGAGCAACGAAUGAUACAGAAGAGCUGCUUCUACAUCACCUGCAUGCCGAUGCUCUGCCCUGCUAUCACACUGCCCUCAGCAGCCUACUGCGCAACUUCCGCAAAAGGAGCAUGCCAAUCGCCAGCCGCAUCUAUCUGAAAACGGGAUUUAAAGCGAAGUCUGACUUUAUGGAAGAUUCUCAGAAACUGUAUGACUCAGAGCCGGCCACUUUGACUGAUGUUAAUGACGUCAAUGAAUGGGUCAAGAAAGUCACAAAUGGGCACAUCUCAGAGUUUUUGUCCAGCCUGCCUCCCAGCGCUGUUAUGAUGCUCAUCAAUGCUAUGCACUACAAAGGAGAGUGGCUCACACGCUUUGACCCUCAUUUCACCUCCACUGAGAAUUUCUACAUAGAUGAAAACCAGAUUGUUAAUGUGGACAUGAUGCUUGGGCCAAAGUAUCCUCUCAGCGUGUUCACCCAUCAUGAGCUUGAUGCCCAGGUUGCUCGAUUCCCUUUUAAAGGCGAUAGGAGUCUCUUGGUGGUAAUGCCAACAUCUGGACAUGUGAACGUGUCAGCCAUCGCAGCAAAGCUCAAUAUAUCAGAUCUUUACAGUCGAUUGCCACGAGAAAGAAACAUGCAGGUCAAACUACCUAAAUUUAAACUCGAUUUCAACCAGGACCUCCAAGAGGCCAUGACAAGCAUGGGUUUAGGAAAGCUGUUUAGUCACCCAAAGCUUGAUCGCAUCACAGAGGUCCCCUUGUUUGUGUCCAGUGUGCAGCAUAUGUCCAGCGUUGAGAUAAAUGAAGAGGGGGCAGAGGCAGUGGCCGCAACAAGUGUGGUCAUCUCACGUUCCAAUCCUUCAUUUACUGUCAACCAGCCAUUUUUCUUUGCCCUGAUGGAUGAUUUGAGUCAAACACCAUUGUUCCUCGGAGUAAUUUCCAAUCCAAACCCUGGAGCAUCCACUAUGAUCACAAACCCUGGCAAUGCAGACAAAACUGAUGACAAGCCUUUUGAGGUUCAUCCAAAAUAGAUUAUUUUCAUGCUCUUACAAAAUGAGUCUAUAAGCGAUUGCUGACUAUGUAGUCUGUCCCCACUGGGAGGCAGAUUUAGUAUAUCUACUUAAAGUAAAUUUUUUAAGAUCAUUUGAAAUUACUACCCCCUGUAUGAAUUAAUUUUCUAAAUGCACUAAUCUUGUUUAAAAAUGGUCAUGAUUUCUUUUUUCUUUCUUUCUUUCUUUCUUUCUUUCUUUUUUUUUAAUAAAAGAAAUUUGACCAGAUA